Anarrhichthys ocellatus (wolf-eel) is the source of this 1616-nucleotide messenger RNA. RefSeq names its product methionine sulfoxide reductase Aa (gene msraa). Gene Ontology annotation, molecular function: peptide-methionine (S)-S-oxide reductase activity. Bases 170 to 877 code for a protein of 235 amino acids. NCBI's taxonomy places the organism in Eukaryota, Metazoa, Chordata, Actinopteri, Perciformes, Anarhichadidae. Gene Ontology annotation, cellular component: cytoplasm. The record is from RefSeq and is a predicted model, not a curated record. Gene Ontology annotation, biological process: cellular response to oxidative stress. The transcript is spliced from 6 exons.
AUCCUAUUUUAAGUGCGAAUAUGAUACAUUUAGGCUUGCCGUUUUUUGUAUGGUCAUUGUUGAGUAACACAUGAGCCCCUUGCCGUUACAUAAGCCUUAGGCAAGAUCGCUGUUGUGUAGCUUAUCUAACUGUGUGAAGCAGGGGAGUGUCCGUGCUGCUGCCGGGUCAAUGGUAUCCUCCUCCAGGCUCCGUCUAGUUUGGCGUCAUUUUGUCAACCGUAGCAUGGGAGAGAUGGGCUCCAAAGCCCAGAUGCCGACUUCAGAGACGGCACUUCCCGGCCGGACCGACACCAUGAAAGUCUCCGCCAAACACGAUGUGAGCGGCAACACGACUGUUCCACCUUUUCCAGAGGGGACAGCGAUGGCUGUAUUUGGCAUGGGCUGCUUCUGGGGAGUGGAGAGGAAGUUUUGGAAACAAAAAGGGGUUUAUUCCACCCAAGUGGGCUACGCGGGAGGAUACACGCCUAACCCCACCUACAAGGAAGUCUGCACAGGUAUGACGGGCCACGCCGAGGUGGUGAGGGUCGUCUUCCAUCCGGAGCAGAUCAGCUUCGCCAGCCUGCUCAAAGUUUUCUGGGAAAGCCACAACCCGACUCAAGGGAUGCGACAGGGGAACGAUACUGGGAUGGAAUACCGCUCCGUCAUCUAUGCCGACACAAAGCAGCAGCUGGAGGAAGCUUUGGCCUCCAAAGAUCAAUACCAGAAGGUACUAGCCGAGGAAGGUUACAGUGCGAUCACAACAGAAAUAGCCGAAGCCAAGCCUUUCUACUACGCUGAGGAUUACCACCAGCAGUACCUGAGUAAAAACCCUGAAGGAUACUGCGGGCUGGGAGGGACGGGAGUCUCCUGUCCAAUAGGAAUCAAAGCUAAGGCCUAGAUAGCCAAUGGCAGCCAAGAGCCAUUGCCGUCAGUAAGGAUGCAACAGUGGAGUGGAGUAAAGUUUUAAAAUGUGUCCAGAAUCAAUAGGCUUGAUGUUUCAAUCAAUAUCUGAAGAAAAUUAGAUUUUCGUAUAUUUUAGGCAUUUGGGAACAUCGGUCAAAUAUUUAAAACUGUGCAUUCGAUAAUGUCAGUAUAUCGCACAUUUCUCAUGAACCCAGCAUCUCCAUGCCUCUGAAAAACAAAACGGAACAAUGAUUGUUGUCAAGUGCUGAAGCUCAGUUUGUAACAUAGUAAAUAACGCAGCCGAUUUGUGCCUGAUGUGAACCAGUGACGCGUAGCAUGAACUGCAGCGCAGACGCUGGUGAAGGCCGGUUGUCUUCUCAGCUCUUUGCUGAUGGAGAACCUACCAGUGACUCAAGAUAUCCACGAAUGCUGGUGCAUCGUCACUUUAGUGGAGGCUUCACACAUGCGGGGCAAUUUUAUAUGUUCGAUGUAUCAAAAUGUAUGUAAUCCAAUGAAAGCUAGUGUAAAAAACAGUCUCUCUUAAAUUUUAGUGUACAGUCCGACACAAUCUAAUAUAGUGUGCAUCAGUCCACAAUUCACUUUUUUCGCAUAUAUAAAUUGAAGAUUUUGUUUCGCAGAACGAUGCUCAGGUUGCUUAUACAUGAUGAUUAUUUAUGUUCAUUUUUGAAAGUCUGUAGAGGAAUAAAACAUAUUAAAAGCUUCCAAAAUCAGAA